AUGACAGAGCUGGAACUGCCUCCACCUGUGAUUCCCAUCGACGAGAAGGAGAAGAGCGAUGAAUGGGAUGCACAAUCCAGCGAUGCCUGGUCAAUCCAAGCACGUCUUCCACAACUGCGGGUGCGCACCUUCUGUUCGUCGCCUCUCCAGUCGCCUCCGCUCUCCCCGAUCUCUCCUGACGGGAGCCGGCUGGCGCCGCGGCGGCGGUCGAAGGCUGAUGAGAGCACGGCGACCGCCACGCGUGCGCAACUCCGUGAGGGCGCCACUGGGGUGGAGGAUGUGCUGAACCGUGUCCGAUAUGAUCUUUUGGAAUCGUCGGUGGCCGCCUUCCAAGUCUUGGUGGACAACGUGGAACGGCCCGACCUCUGUCGGCCGCACCUGCUGCGGGGCGAAUGCAGGUACGGCCAGAACUGCCGCUACCAACACGUCACGCCCUUGCGUUGGCGCUCGGGGUCUGCACCUUUGGUCAGCAACGGCAGCCACGUGCCCUUCGUGGAGGCGCUGGACACCACGAAGCUCUUCGCACUGCUGGACUCGGCGCCGUCGCCCACCGCGCGCCACGCCUUGCUCCAGACGGUAGCCUGUGUGCUUUACCAAGGGGAAGUGGUUUGGUGCCGCCAUGUGGGGCGUGCUGCGACACAUCAGCUUUGGGAGUCCUUUCUGUCUAUGCACGGAGGCACCUCCUCAGCUCGAGCGACACCCGGGACCACAGCUGCCGAGUUCAUGAUGGAAUGGCCCGGAAACGUUUGGGAGCACGUGCUCCAACACUUGCAGGACCCCUGCGUCAUCUCAGGAACUGCUGUGGCAAUGCUGUCCAGCUCUCGCAGCAUGUGGAAGAGCAGCCUCGGCGAGAAGAAACUUUGGCAAAUGCUUGCGAAGAGCGAAUGGACUGAAUGGCCCAGCCUGGCCAAGGUUCGCCAUGAUGAUGAGGACCCUUUGAAGGAGUUUACCUCACUGGCCCAGCAGCUACAGCUCUAUCGCUUGUGCUGGGCGGCAACUCAAAGCUGCCCGGGCAAGUUCGCCACUCCGAAGCAGGGGCCGUACCCCUCGCCGGAGGCGGCGGAGAUGCCUGGAUCUCCAAAGUGUGAAACCAGGCGCCUGGGACGAGGCACGCUGCACCUGGAGCUGGGCUUCGAGGUCACGGCGCUCCGUGCCGACGCGAAGCUCCUCGUGGCGGCCUCACGGCGCUCCAACGAGGUCAGGCUGUUUCAGACGCGGGGCUUGGGACGUUUGCCCACGUUGCGCCUGGAGCGACGUGUGGACGCCUUGGAUGCCGUGCCAGAGAAUGACGCCUUGGUGGCAGGCAGUGUGGAUGGACAAGUGUCCAUCCAUACGGUGAGCGAUCCAAAGACUUGGCACCGGCUGACACGGUACAAAGCGACGACCCGUGACGCCAGCGGCUCGCCACUCUUCGCAGGAUUGCAUUUCCUUCCCGGCUCAGGUGGCACCUUGGUGCUUGCAGCUGCGCGGAGUCAGAACUGCGCACAGCUCUGGGACGUGGCCACGCAGUCCAUGGUCGUGGAGAGUGAGUCGAUGGGCACCACACUCACGGCCUGUGAGCUCAUGGAGCAACAGGCCAGUUCGGAUGCCGCGGAUGGCUUAGUGCGCCUGUGGGACCUCCGAUCUCCACGCUUGGUCCCUGUGGCAGAGCGAUCGCCCGGUCAAGGAGAGACCUUGGUCAGCGUGAACGUUGGAGAGCCCUCGUCCUGCGCCUUGUUGAACAGCAGCACCUUGCGCUGGGCAGAUCUCCGCGCUGGUAGUGGUCGUGUCACAGAGGUGCGGCCUGCCACACACUGGCCUCAGCUCUUGGCCGAGGCGGCCCCGCCGCGUUUGGUCCUGGCGCGGCAUGGGAUGGUCGCUGCUUGGUAUGAUGGUCCUACUGCACCGAUCGGUUGUUGGUAUGGGAUGGGCUGUUCUUUGGUCCCCAUCAAUGCCGACCAUGGCAACACUGCGGUCUCCGCCGCUGCCAUCCCCCUGGGAGGAGGGACGCCGCCCUUUGCCGUGGCGCUCGCGAGGCCGGAGCCCGCGCGGGGCUGGUCUAUGAGGUUUGUGCCGCUGCGCUGUCUUAAGGCAGGGGGCCAUGCCGCAGGCUUUGGAGGCCGGCGCCGGAUCUCGACGGAGCCAACGGGGCGCCGUGCCUUGGCGAACGUGGCCGCGCAGGGACCUGCAAUCCGUGGAACCCUGAUUUCGGUCACGGGUCUCAGGCCUGUUUGGGGCCACAAUCACUUGCAGCGGCCUUCUCUUCACUUGUACAGAGGGAAGUCAGGCCAGGCACUGUACAGUUUUCCUGCCCCUGGGCGGCCGUGA
Messenger RNA from Durusdinium trenchii, 2307 nucleotides. The record is from the annotation of a GenBank genome assembly. NCBI's taxonomy places the organism in Eukaryota, Dinophyceae, Suessiales, Symbiodiniaceae.